UUUAACAGAUACGCACGUUUGUCUACCCAUGUUUCUAGUUCUUGCAUGUCUCAUCAACCUAUGUAUUUAAAUACUUAUGUAUCCAUUGAUCAGUUCUAGAGAUUAACAACAAAUAUGAGCACUGAGGAAGGAGGCACGCCAAAGUCUCCCAGCGGAGGCAAGGCUCCCAAGUUGAAUGAGAGGAUCCUCUCGUCUUUGUCCAGGAGACAAGUUGCAGCUCAUCCGUGGCAUGAUCUUGAUAUCGGACCUGGAGCUCCCCAAACCGUGAACGUUGUCUGCGAGAUUACUAAAGGGAGUAAGGUGAAAUAUGAACUUGAUAAGAAAACUGGUCUCAUCAAGGUUGAUCGUAUCUUAUACUCCUCGGUUGUCUAUCCUCACAACUACGGAUUCAUUCCUCGAACAUUAUGUGAAGAUAACGACCCCAUGGAUGUUUUGGUCUUGAUGCAGGAGCCAGUCAUUCCUGGAUGCUUUCUCCGUGCCAAGGCUAUAGGACUGAUGCCAAUGAUUGAUCAGGGAGAGAAGGAUGACAAAAUUAUUGCAGUGUGUGCUGACGAUCCAGAGUAUCGUCAUUAUACUGAUAUCAACCAACUCCCCCCACAUCGCCUUAUGGAGAUCCGUCGCUUUUUUGAAGAUUACAAGAAGAAUGAAAACAAGGAGGUUGCAGUGAACGAGUUUCUGCCUCCAGCUACAGCUCAUGAAGCAAUCCAACACUCUAUGGACCUUUAUGCCGAGUACAUCUUGCACAGCUUGAGAAAAUAGCUGGGGAAACUACUGUCCCGGUUAAUAAUUUUUUAUGGUCGUGCUGCCAGUAACCCUAUCGUCUGAGAUCACGGACCAGCUGUCAUUGUUUUUCCUUUUGCAAAUAUUGUUUGUUUAUUAUUUAUACACUAACAAAUUUUAUAUAGUUACUGAUUACUGAUAAAUGCUAUUUUGUUGAGUUACUGUUUCAACUGCUCUCAGGCAGUUUCUAUGUAACUACUUCAUACUAAAGACGAACUUCAGUUCAGAACCA
Daucus carota subsp. sativus is the source of this 1012-nucleotide messenger RNA. RefSeq names its product soluble inorganic pyrophosphatase 1. NCBI's taxonomy places the organism in Eukaryota, Viridiplantae, Streptophyta, Magnoliopsida, Apiales, Apiaceae. Gene Ontology annotation, cellular component: cytoplasm; cytosol. The record is from RefSeq and is a predicted model, not a curated record. Gene Ontology annotation, biological process: phosphate-containing compound metabolic process. Gene Ontology annotation, molecular function: inorganic diphosphate phosphatase activity; magnesium ion binding. The transcript is spliced from 7 exons. Bases 115 to 759 code for a protein of 214 amino acids.